ACAAUUUUCUUCCCAAUAGUCUCUCCUCUCUUUCCUCUUCUAAGAGCCACUCCUGUUCGUAGGGUCGGCUUGUCGAGAAUAUCUGCCUCGCCAAUGCCCAAUGCCCCUGCGUCCUGGUUUUUCUGAUUAGGGUUUUGGUGAGAGAAACAGAGAGAGGCAGAGGAUAUGGUGAAACGUCGAAAAAUUCCCGAUUUCUCGGAGAGUUGUCCCCAGUUCUUCAAAGUCUAUUUACCCAAUCAGUCCGCUCACCGACUGCAAAUCCCGCCAAGUUUUGUGAAGUAUAUCAAUGGAGUUUUCCCAUUCGAAUCUACAAUCACUAGUCCGGAAAAAAGAUCAUGGCAUGUAGAACUGAAAGAGGUCGAUGGACAUGUGUAUUUCCAAGAAGGUUGGCAGCAAUUUGUGCAUGUUAAUUCCUUAGAAUUCGGAGACUUUCUGGUAUUCUACUAUGGUGGCAAUGCAGAAUUUUAUGUCAACAUAUACGGGAAAAAUGGUUGUCGGAAGGAGGUUAGCGUACCCAGUAGGGAGAUUGACAGAGAAAUUACACAUCCCCGAGACAAUCAAACAGUCGAACGAAGGAAGUCUAAACGACUGGCGCAAAGAUCCAAUGAUGAGGAAAUUGCUAAGAAAAAACUGUGUCUGAGAUUUUCAAUGGCGACUCAAGAGGGCAACAGAGCUCGUAAAGAAGCCAGCAAAGUUGUGUCCAAAUUUCCAUUCUUCGAAGUGGUUAUGAACCCUAGUUACGUCGAUAGAGGAUAUAUGAAUAUACCAUCAAGCUUCCACAGGUACAUGGAAAAGGAUAGACAUGGUGUAACACUUGUUGCUUCAAAUCGAUCUUGGCCAGUGAAAUUGAUCAAAUAUGGCCUACACAUAUGGAGGUUCAUUUGUGGUUGGACCACAUUUUGCAGGGAAAACAAACUUAAAGUAGGCGAUGUUUGUGUUUUUGAACUAAUUGGGAAAAAUGAUUUUGUACUGAAAGUUUCUGUUUUCAGAUGUCCCAAUUGAGCGAUUCUUUGUGGUUGCGAUGUUGAACUAUUUAUGAGAGCAAAAAUCGCAAGCAGUAAUCAAAAUCGCAAGUAGUAAUUACUCAUUGGCUCCAUACCCUUUGUGGAUGUAGGACAAUUUCUUGGGGGUUUUAAAUUAUAGAAACUUAAUUUAUUUUAGUU
Molecule: messenger RNA, 1163 nt
Organism: Rhododendron vialii
Lineage: Eukaryota; Viridiplantae; Streptophyta; Magnoliopsida; Ericales; Ericaceae
Product: B3 domain-containing transcription factor VRN1-like
Exons: 4
Coding region: 166-1002 (278 amino acids)
Molecular function (GO): DNA binding
Source: RefSeq, a predicted model, not a curated record